Messenger RNA from Prosopis cineraria, 2083 nucleotides. RefSeq lists its product as uncharacterized. The transcript is spliced from 16 exons. The coding region runs from base 202 to 1911 and encodes 569 amino acids. The record is from RefSeq and is a predicted model, not a curated record. Lineage: Eukaryota; Viridiplantae; Streptophyta; Magnoliopsida; Fabales; Fabaceae. Gene Ontology annotation, cellular component: AP-5 adaptor complex.
UUCAAAUGCAGCGGGAAGAUGAUCUCUCGUGUUGUGCCUCUGGUGUGCAUGUCCUUGCUUGCCCUGACUCGAAGCAAUUUUCUGUAAUCACUAACAGACUUGAAUGACGAAAUAGCUCUUCAACGGUAGUCGAAUCGCAAAAAUUCGCUUUGAUUUCGUUGUGGCAUUGCAAGGAAAUCAAGUUUCCGUUUGCAAUAGAAAAUGACGGGGCCAGACAGAAAUUGGGAUUUUCACCUCAGAACGUUGUCUAAUAGUGCCAGAGACUCCAAUACCGCUAAUGAUCCUGCUUCUGAUCCCGCCCUUCUUCAAUCCGUGAAAAAGCUACAUGAAAUUUGUGUGGUUGAGAAUUCUGAGGACUUGGUAGCCAGAGUUUAUCCUCAAAUUAACAAGAUUUUUCAACGUGCGGCGGCUUCACUCUCCCAAUCUCGUACCUCAAAUGGCCUUUUGUUACUCGCUCUUCUUCAGUUUUACCUAGAUUUUGGAGAGGUUGUUCUUCAUGAUGCUGAUACUAGUCUCAGGAUAUUUUUCCGUUCAUGCUUGAGCAGGGAAUUUGCUGAUCCGGUUGUAGCAGAAGCGACACUGGAGUUUCUCAUUGUCAACAGAAAGAAGUUGCCAUGUUCCUUCCCGAACCUAUUGCCUCAGUUUUUCCCACUGUUGUUAAAGCUGGUCGCUUGGCAUGGAGAAAGAUUAGGGAAACUGUUUCUGAAAGUUUUACCGGGAUUGAUAUCGUCUGGGUCAUUCCUUCCGUUGUUUAUAUCUCUAGUGGACUUGCCAAUUUUGGUUGUGGCAUUGGAAAGGGUAGAAAAAAGCUCUGGACCACUAAUUGGAAAUGGCAUAGCUUCAAUUCAACAAAAUACAGCCCCUAAGAUGCUACUUGCCCUUAUGGAUGAAGCCUAUACUGGUUCAACAAUAGAAGAUGGUGCAGGAGAUUCUGAAUCUGAGGAUAACAAUGCUAUUGAUGUAGACAGCCCUUUGUUCCUUGAGCUUUUAAAGGAUGAAAAUGAUGGACUCGCUGAACGCCACUGGACGUCUCCAGGGAUGGCUGCAUUAUUACAGGCUGCAGUAAAUAGUCCUUAUUCUGAUAGGCUGAAACAAGCACUCAUUCUAGCACCUCCCUUUCUUGAUGUGUACUUCUCCAUAGCAUUGCGUGAAGUCAAUGAGUCUUUGAUGUGCGCAUUAAUUCCUCUGCUUAUGUCAAGAUACUCUACAAUAUUUCCUGACAAAAACUUUUCUCAUGAGGUUCACAAGAGGAUAUUGGAAUUCAUGCUCUCUGCUUUUCAGCAUUCCCCAAAUUUUAUAGCUCUUUUGAAGAAACCUAUAAUGGACAGACUGGGAGAAGCCUAUGACAGCCAGAGAAGGUUAACAGAAUUAGCAUUGCAAUUAUGUUGGGCCAUUGGAGAGCACGGUGGAGGUGGUGGAUCUCACAAAGAUGAAGCGCGGGAGCUUUUUGAGAGUUUAGAACUACUUCUAUAUGAAAACCUUUCGACUAGUCGUUUGGGUCUGAGGCAAGAUGUAUCCCGCAGCUCUAAUCAGGAGACCUACAGUAAGUCAUCACAGUCCAGGCUUCUAUGUUUCGUUGUAACAGCUAUUGCAAAACUUGCUACACACCACCGAGAAUUACUGCCAAGGGCACGUGUAUCACUGGGCAAGGUGGCUCGAUCUCAAAUUUCAGACGCAAGAGUGUGGAGGCGUGCCCGUGAUUUCCUUGGUCUAUUGAAUGAGCCUGCCAUUUGUUCAUCCAUACUGGGUCCUUCACGACCGUCACAAGGUACCAUGCAAAAAGCGGGCAGUAUAAACUGGAAUGAAGGUGCAACAAAGAUGAUUGCUCAUAUUCCCUUUUACCUCCUUGGGGAACUGGAAGGGGCACCUUUUCAUGAUUUCUCAUUCUCGGAUAUCAUUCCUAGAAGAUGACGAAAGCCAAUUUGAUAAUUAAUUGUUUCUUGAUUAUGUUCUUUCUCAUGUUGGGCAGUUAGUGAAUACGUCAUCACAGAUGCUUUCUAUCCGAUGGUUCAAGGCUAAAUACUUUUUAUUAUUCCUAUUGUAACAUUUGCCUUGUGAUUUGUCAUAUAACAGUGUUUUUUUU